CUUUGGGAAGCGAGAGGAAACCAUAAAGAAAGGCAGAAGUGCAGCCGGGGUGGGCUGUCGGAGGAGAAGCACCAAGGCCAGGAUUAGCCCUUCUUGGCAUGACCGUCUGCUGGGAGAAAGGGGGGAUCAGGAGACAGAGAGGAAAAUCCUUGGGUGGGGGCUGAAGGCAGCUUGGAGGGUCUGUGGGCUGACAGGGAACAAGCUGAGCAUGGAGGAGCUGCCCAGCUGGAUCUAACGGCAUCAUCGGCUCAGACAGGCGGGAUCAAAGCUUCUCUGUGCCGCACCUCAGAGCAGGGCAAAGACAUUCUUGCUGACUGGGACAGGAGAUCAAACACUUUAGACGGGCAAACUCUACAGCUGGAUCUGAACUUCCGUAGGCCCCAAGGAGCUUCUCCACAAAGAAUACUUGCCAGGAAGGUAUGUGAAGAUGUCGACCUUCCUAGAUCCUGGGAUGCACACUCUCCAGAUAGGUACAAACGGCGAGAGCUCUCAGACGCCAUCCCCACCCCGUUCCCCAGGGAUGCCCAACGAGAGCUGCAGCAUCGCGCCACUCACGCCCUCCCAGUCCCCGAGGAACGAAGCCCGGGCACAGCGACCCACUUCCUUCUCCGUGGUAGUGGCCAUUGACUUUGGCACGACCUCCAGCGGCUAUGCCUUCAGCUUCUCCAACGACCCCGAGGCCAUUCACAUGAUGAGGAAAUGGGAGGGAGGUGAUCCUGGAGUGGCCAAUCAGAAAACCCCCACCAGCCUCUUGCUGACCCCAGAGGGCGCCUUUCACAGUUUCGGAUACACAGCAAGGGAUUAUUACCACGAUCUCGAUCCGGAGGAAGCCCGGGAUUGGCUCUACUUUGAGAAGUUUAAGAUGAAGAUUCACAGCACGAGUGACCUCACCAUGAAAACCGAAUUAGAAGCCGUGAACGGGAAGAAGGUCCAGGCGCUGGAGGUGUUUGCACACGCCCUUCGCUUCUUCAAGCAGCACGCCGUGCAGGAGCUCAAGGACCAGUGUCCAUCUUUGCAAGAGAAAGAGGCCAUCCGCUGGGUGAUUACAGUGCCUGCCAUCUGGAAACAGCCAGCCAAGCAGUUCAUGAGGGAAGCAGCAUACAAGGCCGGCUUGGUUCCCCCCGCAAACCCGGAGCAGCUGUUGAUUGCGCUGGAGCCGGAAGCAGCCUCCAUCUAUUGCAGGAAACUCCGCCUCAAUCAGCUGAUUGACUUGAGCUGCAAACCUCUAGCCAAUGGCCUCACACCAGAGCUCUCCAUCGACUCCAGCUUCAGGCAGGCCAGAGAGCAGCUCCGGCGUUCCCGGCACAGCAGGACCUUCCUGGUGGAGUCGGGGGUAGGCGAGCUGUGGUCCGAAAUGCAGGCAGGUGACCGUUAUAUCGUGGCUGACUGCGGCGGUGGGACAGUGGAUCUGACCGUCCACCAGAUCGAGCAGCCGCAAGGGACGCUCAAAGAGCUCUACAAAGCCUCAGGCGGCCCCUAUGGGGCAGUGGGGGUGGACCUGGCCUUCGAGAGGCUGCUGGGCCAGAUCUUCGGGGAGGAUUUCAUCGCCACCUUCAAGGCCAAGCGCCCAGCAGCCUGGGUGGACCUGACCAUCGCCUUCGAGGCCCGCAAGAGGGCCGCAGCGCCCUUCCGCUCCAACCCCCUCAACGUCUCGCUGCCCUUCUCCUUCAUCGACUUCUACCGCAGGCACCGGGGCCAGAACGUGGAGACGGCGCUCAAGCGGAGCAGUGUGAACUUUGUGAAGUGGUCCUCGCAGGGGAUGCUGCGAAUGUCGUCGGAGGCCAUGAACGACCUCUUCCAGCCGACCGUCAGCCAGAUCAUCCAGCACAUCGAUGACCUCCUGAAGAAGCCAGACGUCAAAGGCAUCAAGUUCCUCUUCCUGGUAGGGGGCUUUGCCGAGUCAGCAAUGCUCCAGCACGCCGUCCAAUCGGCCUUCGGCAGCCUGUGUCGCGUCAUCAUCCCCCAGGACGUCGGGCUGACUAUCCUCAAAGGGGCGGUGCUCUUCGGCCUCGACCCCACCAUCGUCAGGGUCAGGCGCUCACCCCUGACCUACGGCGUGGGGGUACUCAACAAAUUUGUGGAGGGGAAGCACCCCAAGGAGAAGCUGCUGGUGAAGGAGGGGAAGAACUGGUGCACAGACAUCUUUGAGAAGUUUGUCUCCGUGGACCAGUCGGUGGCUCUGGGCGAGGUGGUGCAGAGAAGCUACUGCCCGGCCAGGGUAGGGCAGCGGAAGAUCAUCAUCAACAUCUACUGCUGCGCCUCGGAUGACGUGGUCUACAUCACCGACCCGGGGGUGAGGAAGUGCGGCACCAUCAGCCUGGAGCUGGACGAGCUGGACGAGCCGAGCUGCCUCAAGAGCCGCCGGCGGGAGAUCCGGGCCAGCAUGCAGUUCGGGGACACGGAGCUCAAGGUGGCAGCUAUGGAUGUCAGGACCUCCAAGACAGUCAGGGCUGCCAUUGAUUUCCUGUCCAAUUGAGCCCCAAAGGAAGGGACAGCUCAGAGGCUGCGGGGGCGUGGGGCGUGUCUUCCACAACCAUCUGCCCCUCUCCCCUGACAGCACAUGCCUCGGUGCUCACAUCCAUGCGCGGUUCACACCACGAGAUGCAGUCGCUUUGUAUCCUCAGCAACAGCGAUACCGGACUUGGAGGAGCUUUACGUUGCUAGGGAACAAUGGUUCAUUGACUCACAAACCUAAUCAAGCCACGGGGAACCCAUGGUCCUCGCUGGGACCCUGCCAGAGGUUGCGGUCAAGGUCCCUGCGCCAGACACACUCCAUCAGAGGAGUCCUGAAUUCACCUGAGGGCCGACGUGGCGUUGCUGUGUCACGAGGCUACCCUCCGCCACAGCAGGGUGAUGAAGAAAAUCUAUCCUACGGGGACACGCCAAGGCAGCAGUGACCCUAAGAACAUAAGAGCGGCCAUACUGGGUCAGACCACUGGUCCAUCUAGCCCAGUAUCCUGCCUUCCAAUGCCAAGUGCUUCAGAAGGAAUGAACAGAACAGGUAAUCAUCAAGUGAUCCACCUCCUAACUGAGUUUCCAGGAGCUCUAAGCCAGUAGCUACUUCACUUGAGCUGGACAAUGUUGCCCGCAGCCUCUUUGAAGAGGGAGAAGGACCCUCUGUGUUCACAGAAUUACAAGCCCUCUGCUCCUGUAGGACGAACGCUACAAGAGAAGGCCUCCUCCGGCUGCAAACCCUUCUUCCUCUUACUCAGAAACCGGAUUUGGUUUUGGCUUGUUUUAUCUUGGGGAAGAUCCCCCUGGAGUGCGAGGCUCAAGCCAGUCAGACUCACAGUUCGGGUCUCAAAGGCCUCUCAAGAGUGCUCCUUAGCAGGAUCUUCAGCAGGAUGUCAGCCCAGCACCCAGGCACACGUGCAUGUCUUGGCCAAGUAAACACAAAGCCAAGCUGGCAGCAAACGCAGCCUGGUGGCCAGCAGGAGGUGACGUGAUAAAGUGGCUCUGUCUCCAUGAUGUCGGCAUCAGUGCCUGGACGGUUUACUGGCAUGAAGUUCAGAGAGCUCCCCGGCGGAUGUUCUCCCAGUGACCUCUGCAUGCAAUGCAGCAAGCGGCACUCGCUCCUCCAGGGACUGAACCCAGUGGGAGCGCUCUGCCCUGGCAUUCUGUGGGGUCACGCUCAGUCCAGGAGUACAUCCAGCUCACCUGCGCUUGCCUCGCUGCUCCUGCACUGCAGUUCUGUACCCUGCUGGAGCUUGCCACUGGGCACAGAGCCGCAGGAUUGGAGCUCUGGCCCCAGCUUUGGAACAGUCUCCAGGAGGAAUCCUUCUGUGCCAGACCCCCUAAGGAUCUCAUUCUUCCUCCAGGGUGAGCCAUGCUUCACCGCCUCCAUAGGCCGGACCUCCGGGACCCCUCCUUCACCCCGUGAGCUCCACUCUGCGAGUCCCACUGAGACAGGCCCCCAGGGAGACUUGUACGAUCCUAGGGAGCGACGCAGGGACACUCACAGAGUAUGGGGAUGCAGUGGGGUUUAUUAGGUGACUGGAGAAGACAUCCUGGGUUAGCAUAAGGAAAAGAAAGUUGUAGCCCACUCCAUCCUAGUCAGCUCAGAGCCUGGAGCCCUGACCCUCUGACCUCGCGUUGUCCCAGCUCAGGGGGGCCCCCAUCUCCUGCAGCAGCCAACAUUCAACUACCCCCCUGCACUCCUCCCGUCCUUUGUUCCCCAGCUGGGCAAACACUGUGUGGCUUCCUGCCGAGGGAUGGGCCCUACAUGGUCCUUGGUUGCCAUUGUCUUCUCAGAUGCUCCACUGAUAUGGGCCCUAAGGCCCCAGACAACUAGGAGCCAUCCACAUCCAUAAGCUCUGCAAAGAGCAAGCAGACCUGUUCCCCCCACAGGUAACAAUGCAGCAUACAGGGGAAACUGAGGCACGCUGCGGCUUUCUAAAAAUAUUACAAAAAUUCCCACUUCGCCACACCACCGGCCCCAGCUGACUAGCUUUGCUGGCUCGUUUGGCACCCGGGAGCUGCCUUAGUUGGCUAAUGAAUAUUCUACUGGCCAGCUAGUCCCUACCCAGGAGUUAAAGGUCAGGAACCUUUUUCCUGGCCCUGCUCAGCCGAAGCGACCACAGACAGAUCCCGUCAGGGCAGAAGAAGGGGGAGUUGCCGUGGUUGAUACCAGUUGAUCUGUAGAUUACUGGCAGGCUGUGUGGCUGGGGACAAAGCAAUGGUGACCGGUGACAAAGGCUCCUUUCGAUAAAUAUAUGUAUUUUUUUGUAAACCCAAAUUUUUAUUUUUACAUAUCACGUGUAAACCCCCCCCCCAGGUCCAAGAGGCAAGCACUAUGGCUGGAUCUGUGGCACUAGUGAGGCAAGCGUGCGGCCUUUAUCCGGUGUUUAAGAGAAGUAUGCUAUGUGAUGGAAAUCAAAAUAAACGAUUAUACUCUUCUGCA
Caretta caretta (loggerhead turtle) is the source of this 4900-nucleotide messenger RNA. It is a transcript of the gene HSPA12B, whose product is annotated as heat shock protein family A (Hsp70) member 12B. NCBI's taxonomy places the organism in Eukaryota, Metazoa, Chordata, Testudines, Cheloniidae. The record is from RefSeq and is a predicted model, not a curated record.